AUGAGCCUGGAGGGCAGUGGCUUUGGAGGAGCUUGGUCUCUGAAUCUACGAAAGUAUAGACACCGUCAGUCAAGGGCACACUCUCUGGUCAUAGGUGAGCAUCAGCAGAUCAUCAAGGCAACGUCGAGGCUGGUGGUGAAAGACCAGAAAUUGGAAAGCUUCCCGUUCCAAAAGAGCGGCGGGGACUACCAAGUUAUGCACGUAUCUGGAGACAUAGAGAUUCUGUGCAACGAAAGCGACACCGCCACAGCGCCUGUAAAGUCAGCGAUCAACGUCAAAGAUGGUGCAGAGGGUUUGCUCAAGUUUGAUUGUUCAGAUGUUGAGCUUGACGCAAUUACGUCCCCCGAUUCCUCAGUAAAAGCCAUCACCAGACUAUUUAGAGGGGGUGAAGAUGUAUUGACGAAGCUGAAACCACCAUUAGACAGCGGGUCUGCUGCAUCUCACCGUGGAAGUUUGACCCGCCUUGCGGAGGAGCUAUUUCAUCUGCAUGAUGGCCAUCGACUACCCAAGGGAGCUACCAGGAUCUGGAUACCAUACGUGAUAAUUCGAACUGGGUAUCCUGGAGAACAACAACCCAAGAUUACUACGGUAUACAGAUAUUCUGAAUUCAAUUUGCUCGGCUACGGCGGCGUGAACGAUCAGGAUCCUGAUGGGGAUAAUCUCUUUGACGCUCGCGCAGGACACCAUUACAACUCCACGCUCGAGGUUGAAGGCGGUGCAGACCUUAACUACAUAUGUAACAAAUUCCAUUUGGGUUCUUCACCCAGACAGCAAGGCACAAAAUCUGUUGCGUAG
Fusarium fujikuroi IMI 58289 is the source of this 795-nucleotide messenger RNA. RefSeq lists its product as uncharacterized. The record is from RefSeq and is a predicted model, not a curated record. The transcript is spliced from 3 exons. NCBI's taxonomy places the organism in Eukaryota, Fungi, Ascomycota, Sordariomycetes, Hypocreales, Nectriaceae. The coding region runs from base 1 to 795 and encodes 264 amino acids.